Molecule: messenger RNA, 1910 nt
Organism: Apaloderma vittatum (bar-tailed trogon)
Lineage: Eukaryota; Metazoa; Chordata; Aves; Trogoniformes; Trogonidae
Product: cytochrome P450 2C9-like
Exons: 9
Coding region: 19-1503 (494 amino acids)
Biological process (GO): xenobiotic metabolic process
Cellular component (GO): cytoplasm; intracellular membrane-bounded organelle
Molecular function (GO): oxidoreductase activity, acting on paired donors, with incorporation or reduction of molecular oxygen, reduced flavin or flavoprotein as one donor, and incorporation of one atom of oxygen; heme binding; iron ion binding
Source: RefSeq, a predicted model, not a curated record
CUGAGCUGCCGAAGCAAAAUGGGGCUCUUGACAGCAGCCACUGUUGUCCUCCUGGUUUGCAUAGCUUGCCUGCUCUCCAUCACAGCAUGGAGAAGGAAGUCUGGAAAGGGAAAGAUGCCUCCAGGACCAUCUCCUCUUCCCAUCCUAGGCACCAUGAUGCAGGUGAAACCAAAGGACUUGGCUAACACCCUCCGUAAGCUCAGUGAAGAGUAUGGACCAGUGUUCACAGUGCACCUGGGCCCUGACCCAGUGGUGGUUCUGCAUGGACAUGACGUGGUGAAAGAAGCCUUGAUUGAUCGUGCAGAUGAGUUUGCUGCCAGAGGACACAUGCCAAUAGGGGACAGGGCUAACAAUGGAUUAGGGAUUAUCUUUAGCAACAACAAGGAAUGGUUAGAAGUCCGGCGGUUUGCUCUCACCACUCUGCGCAACUUUGGAAUGGGGAAGAGGAGCAUUGAACAGAGGAUUCAGGAGGAAAGUGAGCACUUGCUGGAAGAGAUCAACAAAACAAAUGGAGCACCUUUUGACCCAACCUUCAUGCUAAGCUCUGCUGUAUCCAACAUCAUAUGCUCCAUCAUCUUUGGGAAACGAUAUGAUUACCAAGACAAGAAGUUCCUGGCCCUGCUGGCCAACAUGAACAGCAUUGCUAAGAUGAUGAACUCCCACUGGGGACAGCUCUACCAGAUGUUUUCAAAGAUCAUGGAUUACUUGCCUGGCCCACACAACAAGAUAUUCACAGAAUUUGAUGUGCUAAAAGCCUUUGUGUCAGAGGAGGUGAAAAUACACCAAGCCUCCCUAGAUCCCAGCUCCCCUCAGGAUUUCAUCGACUGCUUCCUCAGCAAGAUGCAGGAGGAGAAAGAGAAUCCCAAUUCCAGUUUCCACAUGGAGAACCUGAUAACCAGUGCCUUCGACUUGUUCAUUGCUGGAACUGAGACAACUAGCACCACUGUUAGAUAUGGGCUUCUGCUUCUUCUGAAACACCCAAAGAUACAAGAGAAAGUUCAAGAAGAGAUUGACCGGGUAAUAGGACGAUCACGAAGACCUUGUGUCGCUGACCGGACACAGAUGCCCUACACAGAUGCGGUGGUUCAUGAAAUCCAGCGCUUCAUCGCCCUCGUCCCCCUGGCUCUCCCUCACACUGUGAUCAAAGACACCAACUUCAGAGAGUACAUCAUUCCUAAGGGCACCACAAUCUUUCCCGUUAUCAGUUCUGUCUUAUAUGACAAAAAAGAGUUUCCAAACCCAAAUGAGUUCAACCCUGAACAUUUCUUGAAGGAGAAUGGCACCUUUAGGAAGAGCGACUUGUUCAUGCCCUUCUCAGCAGGGAAGCGAAUAUGCCCUGGAGAGGGCCUGGCACGUAUGGAGAUAUUCUUACUGGUUGCCACCAUCUUGCAGAACUUUACCUUGAAGUCUGUUGUUGACCCCCAGGAACUCGAUAUAACCCCAACACUGAGUGGGACAACCAACAUACCUCGUGCCUACCAGCUCUGUGCUCUGCCCCGCUGAAAAGCACAAAACCUCUCUUACACACUGUCCUGAGCCUGGCUACUCCUUUGCACCUCCCUUAGUAAAAGCAAUGUCAGAAGCAUUGGCUCACCUUUUCAAGGUCACCAGGAAGGCAGCCGAAGUACAGGUAUAUGCACAGAGCAGAAACCUUAAAGGCCUCCCACCAUUGCUUCACCACAUCACAGGGAGGUCCUGGAUGACAUUGCAGUCUGUUGCACUGACACUCUGACCAUGGGCUCACUGAGGAUAGCGGCUGCAUCAAACAGCUGAUUUUCCUCACAAACACAGCUCCCUGGGCUGCCCAUGACCUGCUUCUCCCACAGCACAAGAGCAGAAUGUUUUGCAGAUGGAUAGUGCUGCACAUGUGUACAUUAAUGAUGUCAUAAAUAAAAAUCAGUUUAUGAGGA